Molecule: messenger RNA, 275 nt
Organism: Dipodomys ordii (Ord's kangaroo rat)
Lineage: Eukaryota; Metazoa; Chordata; Mammalia; Rodentia; Heteromyidae
Product: glucosamine 6-phosphate N-acetyltransferase-like
Exons: 3
Biological process (GO): UDP-N-acetylglucosamine biosynthetic process
Cellular component (GO): Golgi apparatus; endoplasmic reticulum; endoplasmic reticulum-Golgi intermediate compartment
Molecular function (GO): glucosamine 6-phosphate N-acetyltransferase activity; monosaccharide binding
Source: RefSeq, a predicted model, not a curated record
UUGAGCGUAUGAGGAAAUCUGGGGACUAUUAUGUUACAGUUGUAGAAGAUGUGACCCUAGGACAGAUUGUCGCUACAGCAACUCUGAUAAUAGAACAUAAAUUCAUCCAUUCCUGUGCUAAGAGAGGAAGAGUGGAAGAUGUUGUUGUUAGUGAUGAAUGCAGAGGAAAACAGCUUGGCAAAUUAUUACUAUCAACUCUUACUUUACUAAGCAAGAAACUGAACUGUUACAAGAUUACUCUUGAAUGUCUACCACAAAAUGUUGGUUUCUACAAA